CCGCAGCCCGAAUAAACCGGCUGGGGCACGAACAGUCUUUUAGGGGUGUGAUGUGGGGUUGAGCAUGGCGAUCAGGCCGGGCCUAGGAGAGAGGCUGCAGUGGGGCAGUGGGUUGGAGGAUGAGUGACAAGCUGGUGGCGCACCUUGCCUGGGAACCUGUGCUUGACCUCCUCUGUCCCACACAGGCGACGGCAACGAGGGCAGCAGAGCUGGAAGUUGUCAUUGUGAUAGAAGUUUUUCUUCUGACUCUCCAACAGUUAAAGACAUGGAACGUUUCCAAAAAUUACUGAAAGCCUAUAAUCGCUGUCCUCGCUAUGUCAGGUUCCAACUAAAGUACCAACAACAGUCCUGGAGUGUAUGCGGGGGCAGCAAGGACCGGUGGGUGAAUGAAUUGAUCAGCUGCUUUGAUCAGAGCGAAUGUGGUCAUGCUUACUCUGGGAGAUUGGUCCAGCAGGAGCAUUCACCUCCCCCCAGCACCCAGAUUCCAGAGUCCACUGAAGGGGCACCUGCAGUCACGGACACCCCUGCUCAGACGUACCUGCCACUCACUCUGCAGUCUACCCAGCAGCCUACGCUUCCAGUAGGAACACUGUCCUUGGACAAAAAGCUCAUCCACUCCCAUGAAACCACUACUUCCUCUGUGGGCCACAGUGUACAGGCUGGGCCUGAAGCUGGGGCGAACCAGAAGCAGUUGGAAGAAAAUGUGGGUCCUACAGCUGGGUCACGUGUCAUGGUGCCAGCAGUGCUGUCUCUCUUGGGCAUUGUCUUCUUCCUCAUUGGAGCCCUUUUCUGUGUGGUGUGUAAGAGGAGAAGUAAGCAGUCACCGCAGUACUCUCCAGAUUUGCAGCUUCAAUGUAUACCUGUGGCAUCAUAUUCCAACAGUUGGGCUAAGAAUGGAAGCUUGUGAGAGUAGAAAAUGUGAUUUAUCCACUACCAUAAACAUUUAAUAAACUGGAACAAUCUCUCUGGCACAUAGUAGGCACUCUGUACAUAUCUGUUACUGUUUAACACCAGCCACUGCCCUCUGUUAGAACUUUCUUUUUGUCUUUACAUUGUGUAAAAUUCUGAAUGUAUAUUAUUUUUACUAAAAAGUAUUUUUCUAA
Myotis lucifugus (little brown bat) is the source of this 1103-nucleotide messenger RNA. It is a transcript of the gene CXCL16, whose product is annotated as C-X-C motif chemokine ligand 16. The transcript has 4 exons. Gene Ontology annotation, molecular function: chemokine activity; scavenger receptor activity; low-density lipoprotein particle receptor activity. Gene Ontology annotation, biological process: receptor-mediated endocytosis; positive regulation of cell growth; response to tumor necrosis factor. Bases 266 to 907 code for a protein of 213 amino acids. The record is from RefSeq and is a predicted model, not a curated record. Lineage: Eukaryota; Metazoa; Chordata; Mammalia; Chiroptera; Vespertilionidae.